Molecule: messenger RNA, 795 nt
Organism: Humulus lupulus (European hop)
Lineage: Eukaryota; Viridiplantae; Streptophyta; Magnoliopsida; Rosales; Cannabaceae
Product: calcium-transporting ATPase 12, plasma membrane-type-like
Exons: 1
Coding region: 1-795 (264 amino acids)
Cellular component (GO): intracellular membrane-bounded organelle
Molecular function (GO): nucleotide binding; P-type calcium transporter activity
Source: RefSeq, a predicted model, not a curated record
AUGAAGGUCACCGAUUUUUUGCUAGGCAAUGAUUUCAUGGUUCAAGAUAUGUACUCAUCAAUUGCUCUGGAAGUUAAAAGACUAUUACAAGAAGGAAUUGCUCUUAAUAUUCUCUCAAUCAGUCCAAUAGAAAAAGCAAUUAACUCGUGGGCUUUGGGAGAUUUGGAAAUGGAUAGAGAGUAUAUAAAGACAAAUUUUAACAUUCAUCAAAUUGAGGCCUUCACUACAGAGAAGAACGAAAAUUGGAUCCUUGCAAAGAGAAAGGCAGAUAAUAAGACAAUCCAAGUACACUUGAAUGGAGCAGCACAAUUAAUUUUACAAGUGUGUUCUUGGUACUAUGAUGCUUCUGGAAGUGUUAACAAAAUUGAUCACGAUCUAAAAUUGAAACUAGAGCAAAAUAUUCAACGUAUGGCUGCCAACAAGCUUAAGUGCAUUGCUUUUGCACAUAAAGAAGUUCAAGAUGAUGCCAAAGCAAAUGUGUUAAAAGAUGAUAUGAUCCUAUUAGGAAUUGUGGGUAUUGAAGAUCGAUGUCGUCCUGAGUUGAAGAAUGUGGUGAAAGAUUUGCAUAAUGCUGGAGUAAAACUCAUAAUGAUCACUGGUGACAAUAUUUGCGGUGCAAAAGCUAUAGCCGAAGAGUGUGGAAUACUUGAACAUCAUAGUGGAGAAGUUGUAAAAGCUGCCGAGUUUAGAAACUUCACUCUAGAAGAGAGAAAGGAGAAAGUUAAUAAGAUUUGUGUCAUGGAAAACUCAUCUCCAGAGGAUAAACGCUUAAUGGUUGAAUGUUUGAAUGUUUGA